GCGGCGGAGCCGAGGAAGCAGCAGGGGGUGAAGCGGCAUCACCACAAGCACAACCUGAAGCACCGCUACGAGCUGCAGGAGACGCUGGGCAAGGGCACGUACGGCAAAGUGAAGCGCGCCAUCGAGAGGUUCUCGGGCAGAGUGGUUGCAAUAAAAUCCAUUCGUAAGGACAAAAUUAAGGAUGAACAAGAUAUGGUUCACAUCAGACGGGAGAUUGAGAUCAUGUCAUCCCUCAACCACCCUCAUAUCAUCACCAUAUAUGAAGUGUUUGAAAAUAAAGAUAAGAUUGUGAUCAUCAUGGAGUACGCAAGUAAAGGGGAGUUGUACGAUUACAUCAGCGAGAGGCGGCGGUUGAGUGAGAGAGAGACAAGGCACUUCUUCCGACAGAUAGUCUCUGCUGUACAUUACUGCCACAAGAAUGGUGUUGUCCACAGGGACCUAAAACUGGAAAACAUCCUUCUUGAUGACAAUUUUAACAUUAAGAUUGCUGAUUUUGGACUCUCCAACCUUUAUCACAAAGACAAGUUUCUUCAGACCUUUUGUGGGAGCCCACUGUAUGCUUCUCCUGAAAUAGUCAAUGGACGACCUUACAGAGGCCCAGAGGUUGACAGCUGGGCCCUUGGUGUAUUGCUUUACACUCUGGUUUAUGGAACGAUGCCCUUUGACGGCUUUGAUCACAAAAAUCUCAUCAGGCAGAUMAGCAGUGGAGAAUAUCGUGAGCCAACACAGACCUCAGAUGCUCGGGGUCUUAUCAGAUGGAUGCUGAUGGUGAAYCCUGAACGCCGAGCAACCAUUGAAGACAUUGCCAAUCACUGGUGGGUUAACUGGGGCUACAAGAGCAGUGUUUGUGACUGUGAUGCUAUGAGGGACUCUGAGUCCCCGCUGCUGGCAAGGUUCAUUGAUUGGCAUCAYCGUUCCACCGGUCUCCAGCCAGAGACUGAUACCAAAAUUAAGUGCCUUUCUAAGCCCAAAGGUCCUGAAGUCACAUUAGAGAGACAAAGAUCUCUGAAAAAAUCAAAAAAGGAAAAUGACAUUGCACAGUCCAUCCAGGAAGGAGGAGCUGAAAACGCAACUAAACCCAUCUCCAAGAGACCCAAAGGCAUCCUGAAGAAAAGGAGCAACAGUGAACAUCGAUCUCACAGUGCAGGGUUCAUUGAAGGGGUGGUGAACCCAGUGUUACCUUCUGCUUUUAAGUUGGAGCAAGAGUUGUGUAGAACUGGUGUAGCCAUGAAAAGUGUUGUGGAGGGAGAGGUAGCAGGCAAAUAUGGCACUAAGCAGUCUUCAUUAAUGCCAAAAAAAGGAAUCUUAAAGAAGACUCAGCAGAGAGAGUCCGGCUACUACUCCUCUCCGGAACGAAGUGAAUCUUCUGAGCUCUUGGACAAUACUGAGGAGACAGUAAACAGUGACACUUCUCCAGGGGUCACGGAGCCAUCCAGAAAUGGGUCUUUUAGCCAUUCUUGCAGACGUAAGGGCAUCUUAAAACAUAACAGCAAGUAUUCCACAAGCAGCCCUGAAUCUGCUUUGAUUAGCCCUGAAACACCAACACUGGACGCAAUGGAAGAAGUGGUCCUGCCCGGGGAGGGGCUACCUCGAWGUUACAGUCGCCCUUCCAGUGUGAUUAGUGAUGACAGUAUUUUGUCCAGUGACUCCUUUGAUUUGCUGGAUUUGCAUGAGAACAGACCAAACAGACAGAGGAUAAGGAGCUGUGUCUCUGCUGAAAAUUUCCUCCAGAUCCAAGACUUCGAAGGACUUCAGAACCGCCCACGGCCGCAAUAUCUAAAACGUUAUCGCAACCGUCUGGGGGACAGCAGUUUUUCCCUUCUCACAGACAUGGAUGAUGUGACUCAGGUCUACAAGAAAGCCCUAGAGAUCUGCAACAAGCUCAACUAGCAGAGGGAAGAUAGAAAGGGAUUGAGGGGAGUUGCUCUGUGUACCUUUAUGUUGGAGUUAGCCUGGUUACUGUUUUGCUGACAGUGGUAGGUUUUCCUUCAAAGGGCCUGACUGUACCUGCAUAGCUGAACUCCUAGCAAAGUGUAAAAUAAACCCAAAGUCAUCUCUUACUUCUCUGGAUUUGUUUCCUCAAAUUGUUAGCUAGCUACCCAGAGAAAACCUGUGGUCUUUUAAAUGUGAUGAAAGAAUGUCAGGAUAUAGCAAGCAGAAGCAUUGACAUCUAAUGACUCCAAGUUAGAUAAAAUUCAAACCUGAAAUGAGGCACAAACAUUUUGAGUAGCUUUUGAUUACUAUUAGAUCAUUUCUAUCAAGAGAUGAGCUGAAUUCUUCAAGUCAAUUUUGAUGUCUUUUAGAAAGAGAGCCACUAUUUCCUCCUGAAGAUAUUCAUCUGGGCACAGAAGUCACACAUUGAGAAUCUUGUAUGUGUUAUGCAGGAGACUAGGCUAGAUGAUCACCAUGGUGAGAUGGUCUUCUACCAGGAAGGCCAUUCUGGGACAGAUAAUUUGAGGAUCACCUCAGUAUAGCCUUGUUUGAUGAACAUGGACAAGGAGUGGAGCUAGGCAUUCACAUUUGGUUCUUCUCACAGGCAUUGCUCUUAACUGAGCAGGAGGCCCUCAAAUCUUUUCCGACUAGCACUCCUACCAACCAGAAAUGCAAGCACAGAAAUGAUAAUGGGAAGGGAAGGGACAUGGAACAGCUUUUAAAAGCAUUUCACUUUAUAUAUUUGACUUGUGACUUUUUCCAAAUUGCCAGCCAGAUGAAUGCUCAGAGAAAAGUAGAUCUAACUGUCUCAAGGGUUAAACUAAUCUUGUAAUCUAGAGUUCAGUCACUGUCAGCAAAGGGUGCCACCUUGCUAUUAGUUUGUAGUAUAUGAAGGUGACAGCUAGUUUGCUAUCAGAAAGUUAGCCAAGGAAAAGGUUGUAGCAUGUAGGAAAUGAAUAGAGGUCAGAAAGUUGGUGGGAACGUGCCUUUUUCCAGAUGAAGUUGUUUCUAGUUAGGUAGUAAUGGAGCAGAAAGAAUUGAAUGAUGAAAUGAUAAUGGUAGAUUUGAUAACAAAGUUAGGGUAAAAAUGCAGGCCUCUAUUUACAGUGUAGCUGGUACUGCAUAUGUGGUAAUAUCAAUUUGAAAAAAAAAGAGAGAAGGAUAUGUGUUUGUGUAUGUGCAUUCUGAGACAUAUCAAUAUCUAGACUGAAGGCUUCAACUCCCAUAAAGGUACCACAUGGGUCUACUGGAUUACCUGAAUGUAAGCCUGUGUCAGAGAGGCACUGUGCGUUUGACAGGCCUGGGCAAACUGGAAUCUUAAGGCCCAUCUCAGUCUCAUGUACUGAGCACAUAGCCCUUGACUUUCUUGGAGCUGCGCUGUUGUGCAUGAAGGGUGGAUGUCAGGCUGUGCCCAGCAGCCCUGCAGUAGGUGCAGGCACACACACCUGGAACAAAGGGGCAUGGGGCAAACUCUGUUCUCAUUGCAGCCUUGUAACUACAACUAUUACAAGAAUUUACAACAGAAUUUGGCCCACUGUGUCCAAAGUCCUUGAGAUCAUGAGGAAUGGGAAUUGAGUUCUGUUGGGAAUUCUUGCAGAAUCAAUAAUAACUCAUGAAUGACUGAAAGCUGGGGCAGGGAGCGCUUUCUCUUCUUGUUUCCCAACUUGCAGAUUUCUUAUUUGGUGUGUCAUGGUACCUAAGGAUGCCAGUUGCUCCUGAAAAUCGACUGCAGAGCCCAGUGUAAAGAUGAAUGGACUGUAGUGUCCUCUGUCAGCUCAUCUGACUCUACGAAGAACCUUUCCUCAUUACACUGGACCAAAUUUGGCCCUGGAGUAAGUGGUGUCCGCGUCCAUGAAGUCUAUGAGAGACGUGCUCUCAGGCAGGAAGGUGAAAUUUGGCUCACUGCUCAUUUGCUCAGGAAGAGCAGCCUCAGCUCAUUUCUCUGCUCAUGUCCACCUUUCUGUGACGCUCACGUGUCCUGUCUUCUCACGGGGCCUGUAUGUGCUCACUAAGCCCACCUGAAACCAAUACCCUGUUUUGCAGUGUGUUCAGUUAAAACGCUUGCUGUGCUGCAUUUAAAACAACUCGACACAGUUCCCAUGGCAGUCCUGAAAUACUGGAUGUGCUUUACAGCCACGGUGCCCAACCCGCAUCCCGGAGCGUAAGAGCCCGGUCGCGGGAUGGUGCCCAUCAGUGYGGUGGCGUUGACACAACGGAGCGCGACCUCAGCGGCCUCACACUGCUUGACACCUUCCUUGCAGAUCCGGGGCUAAACCUUUAACGGAUUUUAGAGGUUUCAAGAUGAAGGGAACUCAACUGGCUGUUGCAGGGCACUGGGAAACACUCUUCUCUGAAGGCUCGUACCUACCUAGGCUUUUGCCCAGGCCUGCUUCCUUGUGUUCAAAUGUGAAUGAAUGAGUGAACUGCUUGCUGC
Molecule: messenger RNA, 4366 nt
Organism: Nothoprocta perdicaria
Lineage: Eukaryota; Metazoa; Chordata; Aves; Tinamiformes; Tinamidae
Gene: NUAK1
Product: NUAK family kinase 1
Exons: 7
Coding region: 193-1890 (565 amino acids)
Biological process (GO): microtubule cytoskeleton organization; intracellular signal transduction; protein phosphorylation
Cellular component (GO): cytoplasm
Molecular function (GO): protein serine/threonine kinase activity; ATP binding; tau-protein kinase activity
Source: RefSeq, a predicted model, not a curated record